Pseudo-nitzschia multistriata is the source of this 939-nucleotide messenger RNA. Lineage: Eukaryota; Bacillariophyta; Bacillariophyceae; Bacillariales; Bacillariaceae. The record is from the annotation of a GenBank genome assembly.
GGUUCUUUUGUUUUUCGUCCCAUCACCCGACUCAUCUCGUCGUGUCAACCCAGGGCACAAGUACCUUGUCGAGAACUCUUGGAUCAUCACACCGGCAACAACGAUUCCAUCCACACCGUCCCCCACCAGCCACAAAACGAGUCGAAACAACAUGGAGAAAGCAUCAGCAACGAACGAUCUCGACGAACGCAACAGCAGCGGGAGCGUCAACGAAGACAAGGCGAAGGGCGUCACCGAUCUGGUUUCGGACAUGCUUUUAGAAAUGGUGCGUUUCUUGUAUAUUGCACUGUUUUGAAUUGCUGUAGUGCAAACACGGGCGUACGUUCAAAAUGUUGCUUCUUCCUGCCUUGCUUCGGUUUGUUGUGUUCGGGGAUAUUUCUUUCCUGAGGCCAUCGUAUCGUUGCUGUGCUGUGGUUCUCCCGUCCUUGUACGAAUUUGCUCACGCGUCCUUGACAUCUAAUGUUCGUUUUCUGAAAUUACACAUGCAAUCAUUACGGUUCCAUUUUUUUUUAGGAAAACGACUUUAAAAAAUCCGGGAAUUCAAUCAGGGAUCGAAUGAGAGAGAUGGGUUCCAAGCUGGACGGGCUCGAACAAAGUAAGUCUAGGAAUAGCGCUCUUGUGGUUUGCAUUGUUCUCAAUUAAAUAUAAUAGUGAAUGGGAGCAGACAGCAAGCCAUUGCCAAACGCUGCUCACACAGCCUUGCACUCGUUUCUGCAUGUGUUUCGCCCCGCGUUUUUCCGGUACCACCUUUGCUUUCCGUGCCAUUGCGCCGCUAGGCAUCAACGGUCUGAUGCACGACGCCGGGCUAAUCGACGGCGAAGAGGAAUCCCCGUCUGAUUCCAAUCCAUCGCCGCGGCGCCCACCGACGAACUCGUCCCCGCCACGAACAACGAUGGCCACGUCGGAUUCCGUGUGAGGUUCGAUCUAGUUUUGUUCAGC